Molecule: messenger RNA, 1635 nt
Organism: Arvicola amphibius (Eurasian water vole)
Lineage: Eukaryota; Metazoa; Chordata; Mammalia; Rodentia; Cricetidae
Product: L-amino-acid oxidase-like
Exons: 6
Coding region: 1-1635 (544 amino acids)
Biological process (GO): amino acid catabolic process
Molecular function (GO): polyamine oxidase activity; L-amino-acid oxidase activity
Source: RefSeq, a predicted model, not a curated record
AUGGCCAGUCCUCCUUCAUCCCUAGUCAUUUGCCUAACUGCCACAUCCACAGCUAUGUUCCCAAGCUGGCUGGCUCUCACCCUCCUGUCUGUGCUGAGCUUGGAUACCCAGGCCUUCAACAGCCAGCUCGUCAAGUGCUUUGAGGACCCGCAGUAUGAGGAGCUGCUGCAGCUGGCUCGAAAUGGACUGGGGCAGACAGCAGAGAGGAAGCAGGUGGUGGUGAUUGGGGCAGGCAUGGCUGGGCUCACCGCUGCCAAGAUCUUGCAGGAUGCUGGCCACCAGGUGACUGUCCUGGAGGCCUCAGGGCGUGUAGGUGGCAGAAUCGAAACCCACAGAGUCCCUGGAGCACACUGGUACAUAGAGCUGGGCGCCAUGCGGAUCCCAAACAACCACAGGCUUUCUCGUGAGCUCAUCAGGAAAUUUGGGCUGAUGCUAAAGGAAUUCAGUCCCUGCAACAAUCAGACCUGGGUGCUGGUGAAUGGAGUCCGGCAGCGCUCCGGGGCAGUGCAGGCCGACCCUGGGCUGCUGGGUUACUCGCUGAGAGCUGACGAGGUGGGGAAGACGGCAGAACAGCUCUUUGAUAAGUCGCUGAGGAAGAUCGUGGAAGAGCUGAAGAACAGCAGCUGCCGUGAGGUCCUGGAGAAAUACGACUCCUUCUCCACCAAGGAGUACCUGAUCAAGGUGGGGAAACUGAGCCGCGGGGCUGUGCAGAUGAUCGGGGACUUGCUGAACACAGACUCUGGCUACUACAAGGCCUUUACGGAGACCAUGCGUGGCAUCAUCUCCUUCUUCCAAGAACCCCGGUUUGAUGAAAUCGUUGGGGGCUUUGACCAGCUCCCCCAGGCCCUACACAAUUCGCUCGUCCCGGGGACUGUCUGGUUCAACUCCCCAGCUGAGGAAGUGGAGAUGGCUGGCGACUGUGUCCACGUGACCUACAGGACACCUGACCCUCUGCAGCCCAGGGCGCGGGUGACUGCCGAUUUUGUGGUGGUAGCCAGCACUGCCAAGGCUGCCCGGCUCCUCCGAUUCCAGCCAUCUCUUUCUCUCAGCAAGCAGGAUGCUCUGCGCUCCGUCCACUACAAUAGCGCCACCAAAGUGAUCCUGGCCUGCACACAGCGUUUCUGGGAACAUGAUGGCAUCUUCAGUGGGAAGUCUAGCACUGACCGGCCUUCCCGCUUCAUCUACUAUCCCAACAACAUCUUCCCCAAUGGUGUGGGUGUCGUCCUAGCAUCUUACACCCUGGAUGAUGACUCCUCGUUCUUCACAGCCCUGGACCACACCCGGGUAGUGGACAUUGUUCUGGAUGACCUAGCUGCUAUUCACAAUCGCAACAAAGAAGAACUCCGUGCUCUCUGUCCCUACUCCACAGUCAAGAACUGGAGCCAGGACCCCUAUUCCAUGGGUGCCUUUGCCUUUUUCACCCCUUACCAAUAUGUGGACUAUGCCCAGGAGCUCAGCCAGCCAGAAGGGCUGGUAUUUUUUGCAGGUGAGCACACAGGUAUGCCCCAUGGCUGGAUUGACACAGCUAUCAAGUCAGGACUUAGGGUGGCAAAGAACAUUCAGGAGGCUGUGGACUCAUCUUUGACAAGGAACCCCAGAAACACAAAAGAACACUUCCCCAAAAGUGAACUCUAA